Messenger RNA from Magnusiomyces paraingens, 1944 nucleotides. RefSeq lists its product as uncharacterized. Bases 1 to 1944 code for a protein of 647 amino acids. The record is from RefSeq and is a predicted model, not a curated record. The transcript has a single exon. Lineage: Eukaryota; Fungi; Ascomycota; Dipodascomycetes; Dipodascales; Dipodascaceae.
AUGGCUACUACCAAAAAGUUCAAAACUACUGAACUCUACGUUUAUGAUCUUACACACCGAUUUCAACUCACUCCAUUCACGGCAUCAGUCUCCGUGACACAGGAACUCACUGAAGAAAAUCUCAAAAAUCUCGAAAAACAUAACGAACAACUUACAGAUAAUGGAGUCGCCACUUGCAAUUACUGUGGCCCCAUCCCUAGAGAUACACAAGACCCAGAUUACUUGAGAAAUCAUUACCGACGAGAUUACCACCGUUACAACAUUAAGCGCAGUUUCCAGCAUCUUUCCCCACUGACUGAAGACGAGUUUGAGCGACUGGUGGGUGAACUGGAUGAAAGUAUUUCAGGAUCAGACUCAGAUGAUUCUGCAUCAGAUUCAGAGGACAAGACCAACAAAAUUGAAGCCCUCAUGCGCAAAACUAACCUCGAAUCUAUUUCAGAAUAUAAUAUCCAGCAACAAGAAGAACAUCUCAUGUCCUCUAACUCAUCAAACAAUACACCAUACUUCUUAUACACUGCCCCACAGUUACCUGAAGACAAGACCUUGGCCGUAUACAAGGCUGUUCUAGAUACCAAGUUCACAGCCCCCAAGGGAGAUGCUGUGGCUCCCCUGGCAGAGCGCAUGAGCGAGAGUCUAGAAGCAUUAAAUGCGGCAGGGACUUCUGCGAUUUUCAUGAUUGGAGGUGGCCAUUUUUCUGGAGCCAUUAUCUCACACCAGCGUUUACGUCAAACUCCAACAUCUACCAACCCAUAUGCCGAUGUUCAGGUUCUUGCCCACAAGUCGUUCCACCGCUACACAACGCGCCGCAAACAAGGAGGGUCACAAAGCGCAAGCGAUAAUGCGCGUGGGAAAGCUAACUCGGCAGGUUCAUCUCUCCGUCGAUAUAACGAGGCUGCUUUGGAAAAGGAGGUCCGAGAAUUGCUUGUUGAAUGGGCAGCUCCAUACCUUUCAAAAACUUCAGCAAUCUACGUCCGCGCCAAUGGCCGUGCCAACCGUGCAGUGCUCAUGAGUUUUGCCGGUUCACCCAUCAGCGCAUCGGACCCUAGAGUAAAAACUUUGCCUUUUACAACACGCAGAGCUACAGCUACUGAGAUUAAGCGAGCUUGGUGGGAACUGAGUCAUGCAAAAAUCAUCAAUAAGCCUAAAGAAGAAACUCGCAAACAAACCAAUACUACAGCUACAUCUACAUCUACAAGUUCUAGCAAGCCUACCGAACAAAAAGAAUCUCCCAAUGACGUGCACACACGCGAACUAACUGCACUUAUUCGACGAUCCAAAAUCCCCAGUCUGCUAGCAUAUCUUAAGAAAAACAAAUUAGAUGCUGCCACAUUCAGACUAACACCUGCAGACACACCUGAAUACGCGGCGGCCCCAACUCUACUACACUAUGCGGCGGCACGCGGUGCACACUCGAUGAUUGUACCGCUGCUCAAAACUCUUAAAGCAGACCCCACGGUGCCCAACACUGCGGGACGCACUGCUGCGCAGGUUGCUUCUGAUAAAGCGACAUUUGGGGCAUUUUGUGUUGCACGUGCAGCCAUGGGUGAGCAUCCUGCAGUAUCAUGGGAUUGGGAUACAGAUGCACACGUUGGCGCAGCAGUGACAAAGGAGGAACAGCGGGCACAGGAUGCUCGAGAUGCUGAGGAGCGCGAUAAGGUAAAGGCAGCAGAAGCUGCAGCUAACCGAGGGAUCUUGGAAGAAGCUCAGAGAGCAGAAGUGGAACGAAUCAAGAAGGAAAAACGGGCUGCGGAGGCUCGCACAGCUGCACACUCACAUACCCUUGGCGGCGGCGGCGGAGGAGGAGGAAAUGCUGGGGCUGGGCUGACGGGGUUGUCGGCAUUGACUGCAACACUUCUUGAGCUUGAUCCUGAAAACCGUCGGCGGUUUGAACGGGAGCAACGAGCACAGGCCAUUGAAGCACGAUUAAAGAAACAGAAUAUAUAG